CAUUUCUCUUUGGUUCCCGGUUUCUUCGUCUCCUACGAUUCCUCCCAUGUCCCCAAUUCCCAUUCCCCUGUGAUAAAAAGCGAGACCCAAAGAUACGAAAAGGGGAAAAAAAGGGGUUUUGUCUUUUCGAAAGGAAAAAAAGAGAAAUGAUUCCUCAGCAAUGGGCACCGCCGUGUAACAAUCAAUGCACCCACAAAUACGCCACUCUCAUGCAAAUUCCCUGGAGAGUAUUCUGCAAGAAGGGAUGUGACUCUGAUGGGGACACAUGGGAGGAAUGUUUAGGAGAAUGUGAUGAAAUGUGUUAUAAAGAUCCGGUUUUGAAGGAUCAACAGUGGAGUUCUUACAUUGAUCGUUCUCCUGGUGCUGUUGGCUACUCAGAGGAAUGCUUUCGUGCUUGUGUAGCUGGCUGUGGUUACAAGUUUGAUAUCCCUCCAGAGGAAGUCAAAAAAAUCCACCCGAGCAGACCACCCCCGCCUCUGCCUGCAGAGAAGCCACCGCGUCCUGCCGCUGAAACAAGACCGCCCACAGAACCUCGUUCAACUACCGAAGAUGUUCCCGGCACAUCUGCAUAGAUUAUCCCUUACUGUACUUAUAGACUCACCAUUUUUGUUCUUCAACAAUUUCUUGCCGCAUCUCAUCCCGGGGCUAUAACUUAGGGUGCCCCGUUUAGAAUUUUUCUCGCUAGAGGCUAUAUGGUCGAGGUUAGUCUAGCCGCCUAGGAUUUCGAGGCCUGACAUAGGUAAGUUUUGGAAUCUUUUAGCACACCAGAUACACUCCUUUUUGUGACAAACUCCUGGUGACUGAUGAUUCUUUAGGUUCAUAUACUUCAUGGUUUUAAGGUUUGUUUCUGGCAGUCAUUGAAAGAAUGCUUUAUAGUUAUCCAAUGUUGUAAUGUUUUUGAAGGUGUGUGAAAUCUAUGAUGUGUUAAAAGUUUUGCCUUC
Ipomoea triloba (trilobed morning glory) is the source of this 941-nucleotide messenger RNA. RefSeq lists its product as uncharacterized. The transcript has 5 exons. The record is from RefSeq and is a predicted model, not a curated record. NCBI's taxonomy places the organism in Eukaryota, Viridiplantae, Streptophyta, Magnoliopsida, Solanales, Convolvulaceae. The coding region runs from base 147 to 572 and encodes 141 amino acids.